Molecule: messenger RNA, 905 nt
Organism: Hevea brasiliensis (rubber tree)
Lineage: Eukaryota; Viridiplantae; Streptophyta; Magnoliopsida; Malpighiales; Euphorbiaceae
Exons: 1
Coding region: 100-492 (130 amino acids)
Source: RefSeq, a predicted model, not a curated record
AAGUCAGCGCCUUAAAAGUAAUAUUAAAAAUUGAAAUCAACCUAAAAGCUCCAUUGUACAGAAACUGGAGCUCUAGCUCUUGAUAGAGAAAAACUGACCAUGGAAGAUUUCAGAUCCAGGUCAUAUGGCGAUGGACGAAUGCAAAUACAACACUACCAUGGUCAUGGAACCCUGGGUCCCACCUUAUCAUCAGGUGUCAGUAACAUGCAAGAUCUCAGAUGCUACAGUGCCUCCUAUGCUUCCUCCGUCUACCCAACGCAAUCCCAGACCCAGACCCAGAUGACCAAUAGCGAUUUCAAGUUCAAAAAGGGCAAGUCCACAAAUGGGUCUGUUUCCAAGUCCUGGAGUUUCAAUGAUCCCGAGCUGCAACGAAAGAAGAGAGUCGCUAGCUAUAAGCUUUACACUGUAGAAGGGAAAGUUAAAGGGUCUUUCAAGAAGAGUUUUAGGUGGCUCAAGGAAAGGUACUCUAGAGCUGUUCACGGCUGGCGGUGACUCCUGAAUCUUUACCUCUGUUCUGUUAUCCUCUCUUUUAUGUUUCUUUGGCUUCUAAGUUGUUGUACUGUAUUGCUGUUUUAAGUGUAUGAUAGUUUUAUAGUAUCAAAGUUCUUAAAUUGAUUGUCACAAUGAAUAAUUCUUCGCUCUACUUUGUGCACUAAUUGGGGGACCCAAAUAGGCUUAUUGAUUCUACCACGAUUGUGUUGAUGUGUGUUGGGACCAGCAGCUUGUGAUAGGAAUGUUAUUAGGAAUCUAUUUUCCUGGAUUACUAUACUUGUAUCAUUGAGGUUAGUUUUGAAAUUGAGGUUAUAGAAUUGUAAUUUUGUUUCCCUGUUUGGGGUUUCUCAAUUGACAGUAUGCAUAUGAAUGUUGCUGAGGGUUUGAUUGAAUUAAAUGCCUGUUUGCAUCAA